Rangifer tarandus platyrhynchus (Svalbard reindeer) is the source of this 591-nucleotide messenger RNA. NCBI's taxonomy places the organism in Eukaryota, Metazoa, Chordata, Mammalia, Artiodactyla, Cervidae. The record is from the annotation of a GenBank genome assembly.
AUGAGUUGCGUGGACAUGGGGGUCUGCAGCUUUCUGCCCCAUCAUGCAGACGCCCUUCGCUGUCACCCUCUGUGGGACGUAUCGAUUUCCAUCCCCGUCACCAUCCUGGCCAUCGCCUUCCAAACAAUUCAGUUUGUCCGGGUGUCUCUGAAGGUGUCAUGCAAAGAGGCGAGGCACGGCGGGGAAGAGGGAGGAAGACGCCCAGCGCAGGCGAGGCACAGCGGGGAAGAUGGAGGAAGACGCGAGGAGCCACGGGAAUGGCAGGCACGCGCGUUCUCCCCCGACGGGCACCGCAGGAGGCCGAAGACGACUCUCCAACAGCCGACACGGCCGCGACGACGCGACUCAGCUCCGCGCUGCCCAAGCGCAAGCCUGUCCAGGCGGCGCUUCCGGCAGUGCAUCGCACAUGUGCAGGGCUUCAAGGAUGGCCGCUGUGAGAUGACCGCGUAUUCACAAAGCGUGCGGCGACAGCAAGCGGCUGUGGGCCGAGAGCGCCUGACCACCACCACCGUGGGUCUGCAUGCUCCUUCAACAGAAAUCUGUUACAGCGGGCUUAUUACCCACCGGGUCCCUGUGAGCAGUGGAGACUGA